This is a messenger RNA of Artibeus jamaicensis (Jamaican fruit-eating bat), 4418 nucleotides long. RefSeq names its product neurotrophic receptor tyrosine kinase 3 (gene NTRK3). Gene Ontology annotation, molecular function: neurotrophin receptor activity; ATP binding; neurotrophin binding. Lineage: Eukaryota; Metazoa; Chordata; Mammalia; Chiroptera; Phyllostomidae. Gene Ontology annotation, biological process: multicellular organism development; protein phosphorylation; regulation of phosphatidylinositol 3-kinase/protein kinase B signal transduction. The record is from RefSeq and is a predicted model, not a curated record. Gene Ontology annotation, cellular component: plasma membrane; axon; signaling receptor complex. The transcript is spliced from 19 exons. The coding region runs from base 82 to 2601 and encodes 839 amino acids.
CGGCAGCGCGAUGGUUCCCGACGCUGAAGGAUUUUGCAUCUGAUCGCAUCGCACGGCGUUUCAAAGAAGCAGCGAUCGGAGAUGGAUGUCUCUCUCUGCCCGGCCAAGUGUAGUUUCUGGCGGAUUUUCUUGCUGGGAAGCGUCUGGCUGGACUAUGUGGGCUCCGUGCUGGCUUGCCCUGCGAAUUGCGUCUGCAGCAAGACCGAGAUCAGCUGCCGGCGGCCGGACGACGGGAACCUCUUCCCGCUGCUGGAAGGGCAGGAUGCGGGCAACGGCACGGGGAACGCCGGCCUCAACAUCACUGACAUCUCGAGGAACAUCACUUCCAUACACAUAGAGAACUGGCGCGGCCUGCACACGCUCAACGCCGUGGACAUGGAGCUCUACACCGGCCUGCAGAAGCUGACCAUCAAGAACUCAGGACUUCGGAGCAUCCAGCCCAGAGCCUUCGCCAAGAACCCCCACUUGCGCUACAUAAACCUGUCGAGUAACCGGCUCACCACACUCUCGUGGCAGCUCUUCCAGACGCUGAGUCUUCGGGAAUUGAGACUGGAGCAGAACUUCUUCAACUGCAGCUGUGACAUCCGCUGGAUGCAGCUGUGGCAAGAGCAGGGGGAGGCCAAGCUGAACAGCCAGAGCCUCUACUGCAUCAGCGCCGAGGGCUCCCAGCUGCCCCUCUUCCGCAUGAACAUCAGCCAGUGCGACCUUCCUGAGAUCAGUGUGAGUCACGUCAACCUGACCGUGCGCGAGGGGGACAAUGCCGUGGUCACUUGCAAUGGCUCUGGGUCACCCCUGCCUGACGUGGACUGGAUAGUCACUGGCCUGCAGUCCAUCAACACCCACCAGACCAAUCUGAACUGGACCAACGUGCACGCCAUCAACCUGACGCUCGUCAACGUGACGAGCGAGGACAACGGCUUCACCCUGACGUGCAUUGCAGAGAACGUGGUGGGCAUGAGCAACGCCAGCGUCGCCCUCACUGUGCACUACCCCCCACGCGUGGUGAGCCUGGAGGAGCCCGAGCCGCGCCUGGAGCACUGCAUCGAGUUCGUGGUGCGCGGCAACCCGCCGCCUACGCUGCGCUGGCUGCACAAUGGGCAGCCCCUGCGGGAGUCCAGGAUCAUCCGCGUGGAGCACUACCAGGAGGGCGAGGUCUCCGAGGGCUGCCUGCUGUUCAACAAGCCCACCCACUACAACAACGGCAACUACACCCUCAUCGCCCAGAACCCGCUGGGCACUGCCAGCCAGACCAUCAACGGCCACUUCCUCAAGGAGCCCUUUCCUGAGAGCACGGACAACUUCGUCUCUAUCUAUGAAGUGAGCCCCACACCGCCUAUCACUGUGACCCACAAACCAGAGGAAGACACCUUCGGGGUGUCCAUCGCCGUCGGGCUCGCCGCCUUCGCCUGCGUCCUGCUGGUGGUUCUCUUCAUCAUGAUCAACAAGUACGGUCGACGGUCCAAGUUCGGGAUGAAGGGUCCUGUGGCUGUCAUCAGCGGUGAAGAGGACUCAGCCAGCCCGCUGCACCACAUCAACCACGGCAUCACCACGCCCUCGUCGCUGGACGCCGGGCCCGACACCGUGGUCAUCGGCAUGACGCGCAUCCCGGUCAUCGAGAACCCCCAGUACUUCCGCCAGGGACACAACUGCCACAACCCAGACACGUAUGUGCAGCACAUUAAGAGGCGGGACAUCGUGUUGAAGCGGGAGCUGGGCGAGGGAGCCUUUGGAAAGGUCUUCCUGGCCGAGUGCUACAACCUCAGCCCCACCAAGGACAAGAUGCUGGUGGCUGUGAAGGCCUUGAAGGACCCCACCCUGGCUGCCCGGAAGGAUUUCCAGAGGGAGGCGGAGCUGCUCACCAACCUGCAGCACGAGCACAUUGUCAAGUUCUACGGCGUGUGUGGCGAUGGGGACCCCCUCAUCAUGGUCUUCGAAUACAUGAAGCACGGGGACCUGAACAAGUUCCUCAGGGCCCAUGGGCCAGACGCGAUGAUCCUCGUGGACGGGCAGCCACGCCAGGCGAAGGGCGAGCUGGGGCUCUCCCAGAUGCUGCACAUCGCCAGUCAGAUCGCCUCGGGCAUGGUCUACCUGGCCUCCCAGCACUUCGUGCACCGGGACCUGGCCACCAGGAACUGCCUGGUCGGAGCCAACCUGCUGGUGAAGAUCGGAGACUUCGGCAUGUCCAGGGACGUCUACAGCACGGAUUACUACAGGCUCUUUAAUCCAUCUGGAAAUGAUUUUUGUAUAUGGUGUGAGGUUGGAGGACACACCAUGCUCCCCAUCCGCUGGAUGCCCCCUGAAAGCAUCAUGUACCGGAAGUUCACCACGGAGAGCGACGUGUGGAGCUUUGGGGUGAUCCUCUGGGAGAUCUUCACCUAUGGGAAGCAGCCCUGGUUCCAGCUGUCCAACACAGAGGUCAUUGAGUGCAUCACCCAAGGCCGUGUUUUGGAGCGGCCCCGCGUCUGCCCCAAAGAGGUGUACGACGUCAUGCUUGGGUGCUGGCAGAGGGAACCGCAGCAGCGGCUAAGCAUCAAGGAGAUCUACAAAACCCUCCACGCAUUGGGGAAAGCCACCCCCAUCUACCUGGACAUCCUUGGCUAGUGCUGGCCGGUGGUCACGCGUCCGUCCUCUGCCGCCUCUCUCCCAGCCUCACACGCCCCCCUUCUGCCUCACCACCCCUUCCCUCCACCUCUGACUGAAGCGAACAUCUUCAUAUAAACUCAAGUGCCUGCUACAUAUACAACACUGAAAAAAAAAAGAAAGAAAAAAAAAAACGCUGUAAGGCAGUUUGGCAUAUAUAUAUAUUUAUAUAUCUAACUAUCUAUCUAUAUCUACAGAGAUACCUUGUCUAAUGCAGACAGACAGAAGCUGCUGAUGUGGAAACCACAAGAUUGUACCGACGACUCAGAGAUUCUUAAAUAUUGUGAACACGAGGGACAAUUCCCUUUGACUUAAGCUGCAGCCCAUACUAUGUCGCUGCAGCUUUUCGGAGCAGAAGGCCGUGGGAUGCAGAGGGACAGUCUCAUGGUGGGGCAGGCGGAGCCGCAGUGCGUCUGGAGGUGCCCCUGGGCCCCGCACAGGUGUGUGGUCCGGCAGCACUGGCCGUGCUCAGUCAGAAAGUAACCCUGGACCGGGCGCCUUGAGUUGCACCCCCCACCCCGGCCAUUGUCUCCACGCCUUCCCUCUUCAGGAGGAACCCAUCCACUUCAAGACCAUUUUGAAAUUCGCCCGUUCCGGGGAGCGCAGUCCUGACCCGAUGCUUUGGGGAGUCAGCGGCGGUGCCUACAGGUAAACGCUGGAAAAGAGCAGCAAUGAAACAGAAUCCUGCAGGUGGGGGAUGCACCCGUCUUGGAUGUCAGCUGCGCCCCAGCCAAGCCCCAGUCCCUUGCCAGCCCUGAAAGGCAUCUGUGACUGGUCUCAGAGCGUCAGGACCUGGGCUUCCUGAACGGCAAGGUCCACAGAGAACAAGCUGCAGCCUCUACCCAUCCAGGCGCCAUCCCCGUCUUUCCAUCACUGGCAGGGCUCCUUGGCCUCACCACCCACUCAGGCCUUUGGGCAGCUGGGGUGCAGGGAAUGUCUGCCCUGUAGUCUGUACCCGUGGACACAGAAGGUCUCAACAGCAGGACACUUAGUCCUCCUGGGUCCUCAUAAGAGAUGCUCCCCAGGUCCUCUGCUUCUCAUUCUGCUUCCCUGAGGCCCUAUCUGCACUUGCUGGCUUCCGGAGUCCCUGAGAGCCACUGCGGGAGGGGCAGGUCUCGGGAGGCUGGCUCCAGGGAGCCAGGCAGCAGAAGAAGCCUCUGGCGCCUGCAGCCGGCCCCUUGGCAUUCCUCUCACGUUUCCAGUUCACGGAGGGACUGAUGCAUCUGCCUUCGAGCUGCUGUAGAAGUGUGGGGCUGAGGAAUCAUUCUUGGGGGUGGGGCAGGGUGGAGAAGGGACUAAGGCUUCUCUGGGAGAUGUCCAACUCCUGGCCACUGCCGCAGGUCCGGCAUCUUAAUGAACCUGAGCCCUGACCUGGGGGGAGGGAGUGGGACGUGUACUGUGGCACCGGGUCCCUCUGCCCUCCCAGCUGCUGCUGCCAAGGACUGAGUGCGCCAUCUCUGGCCUCCUGCCAUGCGCCACAUGCAGGGCAAAAUGCCUGCAAAGCCAGCGGCCUGGCCCCACGGAGCCUCCAGCUGCGGAGGCCAGGACACUCCCCUCCCAGGCCACCAGCCCCACCAGCCCCACCUGCCACUGCACACCAAGCACAGAAAGACCUGAGGGACUGGUCCUGGCCCAUGGGAGCCUCAUGGGGGCUAUGCUCUGACCUGCACUCUCCCGGCCAGUUUAAGGGACUGUCGUCAUCCUGGACGUCCUGGUCACCUGCAGCAUGGGCCUCUUCGUGUGGGGCUCGGGACUAAACUUUGUGUUUGUGGUUUUGC